Molecule: messenger RNA, 1589 nt
Organism: Cynara cardunculus var. scolymus (artichoke)
Lineage: Eukaryota; Viridiplantae; Streptophyta; Magnoliopsida; Asterales; Asteraceae
Product: aspartic proteinase Asp1-like
Exons: 9
Coding region: 74-1411 (445 amino acids)
Biological process (GO): proteolysis
Molecular function (GO): aspartic-type endopeptidase activity
Source: RefSeq, a predicted model, not a curated record
GACGAAGACCACCAAGUCCAACUCCUCUCUCAACAAACUUCAAUCGAGUAAUGAAUUCAACUUGCAUUCAAGAAUGAAGAUCAUCUUCUACGUGUUAGCUCUCUAUGCGGCAUUCCAAGGAUGCUAUUCUGCUGCUAAUCAGCCCAGGGCCACCAAGAAAUCAACUUCCAUCGAUCGAUCCACCUCAUCUGUAGUUCUUCCAGUCACCGGAAAUGUUUAUCCUAGAGGGUACUAUCAUGUGACAGUGAACAUAGGGAAUCCACCAAAACCCUACUGGCUUGAUAUAGACACUGGCAGUGAUCUGACUUGGCUUCAGUGUGAUGCGCCUUGCACCCAAUGCACCCCGGCUCCCCACAAGCUUUAUAAGCCUGACAAAGACCUUGUGACAUGCAUGGAUCCACUGUGUGCAUCUGUUCACUGGCCAGAACAACACGAUUGUGGGUCUCCAAAGGAGCAGUGUGACUAUGAAGUUGUGUAUGCCGAUAAUGGAUCAUCUGUUGGUGUAUUGGUUACCGACUCCUUUCCAUUGCAAUUCAUUAAUGGAAGUAUAGCCAAUCCUCGUCUUGCAUUUGGAUGUGGUUAUAAUCAACAAGUUCCAGCCUCAAUGGAUCCACCUUACACUGAUGGGAUUCUUGGUCUAGGCAUAGGCAAAGCCAGCAUCUUGUGCCAACUGCAUGAACUUGGUAUAACAAGAAACGUAUUGGGUCAUUGCCUUAGUUCACAAGGAGGUGGAUAUCUGUUUUUUGGCGAUGAACUUGUCCCUUCUUCAGGGGUCACCUGGGCACCUGUGUCAACAACCGAAAUAGAAAAACACUACUCUUUGGGAACUGCUGAGCUCAAUUUUGGUGGAAAAGCAAGUGGGGUAAAAGGUCUUCACAUAGUGUUUGAUAGUGGAAGUACCUACACUUACUUAACUGCACAAGCUUAUAAAGCUUUAGUUUCUAUGAUUAUCAAGGACAUGAAAGGAAAGCAGGUUUAUAUUGCAAAUGAAGAUAAAAGCCUCCCAGUAUGCUGGAAAGGCUCAAAACCUUUCAAGUACAUUCAUGAUGUCAAAAACUUAUUUAAGCCAUUAAAGCUGAGCUUUGCAAAGAAUGUUGAGUUCCAAUUGGACCCUGAAGCUUAUCUCAUCAUCAGCAAACAUGGAAACGCCUGCCUUGGCAUCUUGAAUGGCUCGGAAGUAGGCCUGGAGAGCAUUAAUAUAAUUGGAGAUGUAUCAUUGCAAGACAAAAUCAUCAUCUAUGACAAUGAAAAACAACGGAUAGGAUGGGCUCCUGCAAACUGCAACGAACUCCCAAACCUACUUGAUGAUGGAGAUCCAGAUAAUGGAGGCCUUUGCAAACCAUACGAGCCCAACUUGGGCAUUUUAAAAGCCUAUUCUGCUGCAAAGUGGCUUGGCUUGAGAACUAAUUAGAAGGUUGAGAAAUGAAGAGCUUCCAGACUCUGAUGGAAAACCGCUACAAGCAAUUAUUAUAUAUAGCCAGUAAAUACAUAAUGUUCGGUUACAAGGUGUAACUUUAGUAGUGGCAAAUGUAUAUGCUGAGUACAUGGAAUUUUUGAGGAAAUACAGACAGACUUCUGCAGCUAGUUAC